AUGUAUCGAUUUUGUGUGUUGUUGAAUGUGUUAAAAUCAAUUAGCAUACUGCUGUUUCUGUUUAUGCCGCUGCUGCUGUUGCUGCUGCUGCCCCUGCCAUUGUCUUAUGCCACCACCAGUCGAACGGAACUGAAUGAAACGCUUGUCUUUGCCGCCGAGAAGCUGCAGGCCUUCAAGAUCUUCGACGAUGAGCAGCAGCCAGCCGGGCAGGUCUCGGGUCGCAGCUUCAUCUGUGUGCCCCUCUUUCGGGUCUUCAGUCUGGAGCUGAGGCACAACAUUCGCCUGGCUGCCGACGAGUAUAUUGCCGUUAGCGGGGAUCAUGCCGCCCUCGGGUAUUGGCAGCUGGAGAAGGCAGUUCCGCUGAAGGCGCAGGACAGGGCCAGGACCAAGUGGUAUCUCCGGCUGUGGGUCUGUGCCAGCCAACGGUUCUACUAUCGGUAUCUGAUCUACGCGAAGAAUGGCCAGGGCAGGCGGAUUCUGCGAAGCUGGGAAGGCCAGAAGGUGGCCAGAAUGAUGCAGACCUACGAGAUCUAUCGAUCCCCCGGCCUGGACAUCUUCGGCGAAGCCUAUCCCCGAUCGGUGGGUGGUGGCUUCCACCUGGAGCGCGGCUGGCUGCAGCACGAGUACGUCAUCGAGCUGAAGUUCGUGUGGCAAGAUCACAUGGUCAUCUCUGGGGUCGGCAGCAAGGCCAAGCUCCGACUGGCGCUGACGCCCCUCAACGUGAUCGAUGAUUCCCGGAUUGAGGUCGCCAAAUAUGCCUACAAUCACUCCUCGUUCCGUCCACUGUCCGCGCUGGGAGUGAAGUACAGCCAGGGCUCCAUUGUGAUCUUCCGCAUCAGCCAGCCCCUGGACAUCUACAACGCCUUUCGCCUUUCCAUCUAUCAGACGGGGAGCAAGCAGUCCCUGGGCGAGGUCUACAUCUUUCCCGAGCAAAUCCGGGGAAGUCGCGGCACGCUGCAGCUCCCGAUCUUCGCCAGUCUCCAGACCAUAGCCAUUGGACAGCUGAGCCUGCCCUAUCUGGUGGUGCUGCCCAUGCCCAAGGUGGAGGCCUGCAACUUGAGGGAGAGCUUCCAUCACUACUGGCCCGACAACUGGCCCACCAUGGAUGUGGGCUAUCGGGGACUGGGGGCCAGCUACUAUCAGGCCUCCACCACCCUCACGGAGAACACGAUAGAAAGCUUCCUGGCCGUGAUGAAGGCCAAGGGCGACAUGGUUCAGCUCGACGUGCAGCUAACCAAGGACUAUGUCCCUGUCGUUUGGCAUGGCUUCGGGUUCUACACGUCCGGCAAGGAUCAGCAGAUCAGGGAUCGCUUCGAUCUGCGCUACGUGCUGAUCAGGGAGCUAACCUACGCGGAGCUCAAGGCCAGUCGCGUGUUCAUCCUGAAGCGCUGGAGCCUGCAGGAAUACACCCACCUCAACCUGAGGGACUCCAGCCAGAGCCAAAGAAUCUUCCCCAAGCUCUCGGAGGUGUACGAGGCCCUGCCCAAGUCACUGGGCCUGCUGGUGGAGAUCAAGUGGCCGCAACUGAUGGCUUCGGGUCUCCUGGAGUCGACCCAGAGCCUCAACAAGAAUGUCUAUGUGGAUAGAAUCCUGCAGACGACGGUCCGCUAUGGCUGCGGCCGUCCCCUGAUCUUUGCCAGCUUCGAUGCGGACAUCUGCACUAUGAUCCGGCUCAAGCAGCAGGUCUUCCCCGCGAUCCUGAUGAGCAUUGGGCGGUCCAACAUAUGGGAUCCAUACAUGGAUCUCAGGGCCCAGAGCUUCCAGCAGGCCGUCAAUUUUGCCCAUUCGGCGGAUAUCCUGGGCACAGCCCUGCACGUGGAGAACUUUGCCCAGAAACAUCAAUUGCUGAGCGUUGCUCUUGACCUGAAACAGGUGAUCUUCCUCUGGGGCAAUGACCUGGGCCAGGACGAGCAUCUGCUGGAGCAGUUUCGGGUCCUAGACGCGACUGGCGUUAUCUACGAUCAUAUGGAUCGCGUGGGUCCGGCCAGCUGGAAACGUUCCUCCUUUUUCCGGGCGCCUCAGCUGCUGGAGCUGUUUGGGGCCCAGUGCGUGGCCAGUGGCAAUUCAUCGACCAUUCCGGGCGCAAAGCCGCCCAAGCCUACGAUAUGGCCAAAACUGAGAUAGAAAUCUCUGAAAU
Molecule: messenger RNA, 2137 nt
Organism: Drosophila persimilis
Lineage: Eukaryota; Metazoa; Arthropoda; Insecta; Diptera; Drosophilidae
Product: glycerophosphocholine phosphodiesterase GPCPD1
Exons: 1
Coding region: 1-2124 (707 amino acids)
Biological process (GO): glycerophospholipid catabolic process
Molecular function (GO): glycerophosphocholine phosphodiesterase activity; starch binding
Source: RefSeq, a predicted model, not a curated record